This is a messenger RNA of Ceraceosorus guamensis, 856 nucleotides long. RefSeq lists its product as hypothetical. Bases 255 to 731 code for a protein of 158 amino acids. NCBI's taxonomy places the organism in Eukaryota, Fungi, Basidiomycota, Exobasidiomycetes, Ceraceosorales, Ceraceosoraceae. The record is from RefSeq and is a predicted model, not a curated record. The transcript is spliced from 5 exons.
CCAUCAUUUCGGCAUCAUCGCAGAGCCACAUAAUUUUGAUUCGGAUGCAACCUAGCCGCUGUUUAGGGGCGGUGGUUACUCGGAUAAGCUACGUGACGAGCACCGGAUCCUUUGGUCAUUCGUUCGUACUCGCUAUUCGCGGCCUGCAGUACUCGCAGAGCGCAGCGCAGGGCUGAUGCUCCACACAGCCAAGCCGGAAACCUAGAUCGCCCACGAGCCUGUUUCGACAACCGACCGCGCAGCAGCUGGACCACAUGCUUGGAUGUAGGCAGCCUGGUUCUGGACGUCCUGGAUCCGAGACAGCUUGGCGCUCAAGGCGCUGCCCUGCAAGCCGGAGAGGGCGCAGAGAUUGGCAGAACGAUGAGGGGGGCGGACAUGACUGCGAGGCUUCAGUCGCUAGCUCGUUGCCGACCAGGCCGAAAUAUUUGCAGCUUUUGUCGAAACGGCGCACAGACAGCCUCAUACGCUUGCCGCUACAGCUCGAAAAUCAUUUGCUCGAACCUCGGUCAAAUCGCCCUUCGAUCCCCCUGAAUAUGCCAAGCGGCCCACGACGUUGGCAUAUUGACCAUCGCAGCAUUCACCGCAGGGUCCACAGGCGAGCGAGAGUAGUGGGGCGCACUGCUCGAGAAGAGGCUCGACGGAGGUCUCCGAGCGGACGGCAGCGGUCAACAGAGCGGCAGACAAAGCUGUUCCCGUGUCACGGCAAGGAUGCAUUCAGCCGCGAUGGAUAGCCACUAUGAAGCAAGGAGCUAUGCAAAGAAGAAACGAGGGCAUCUUUGCCAGUGCAGAAGGCAGGCAUGAAUGAACGCGGCGCUCAAGUGUGCACAGUACUUGCUGCGCCCCCUCCCUAAAGGCG